Molecule: messenger RNA, 3989 nt
Organism: Melanotaenia boesemani (Boeseman's rainbowfish)
Lineage: Eukaryota; Metazoa; Chordata; Actinopteri; Atheriniformes; Melanotaeniidae
Gene: zmat4a
Product: zinc finger, matrin-type 4a
Exons: 7
Coding region: 48-830 (260 amino acids)
Cellular component (GO): nucleus
Molecular function (GO): nucleic acid binding; zinc ion binding
Source: RefSeq, a predicted model, not a curated record
AGACGCGUCUCUCGCGCAGUCUGUCGCACUUCAGUUUCUUCUGGUUAAUGGAUUACACACUUUCCAUCCAAGUGCAACAUCAGCUGGCGGUUUUCCCGACACACUUCUAUCAGGGCUACAGUGUGGAGUUACAGAUGAAGUCAACAGAAGUGGACCAAGGGCUUUUCACAGACAGCUACUGCAAAGUGUGCAGCGCUCAGCUCAUCUCGGAGUCCCAGAGGGUUGCCCAUUAUGAGAGUCGGAAGCAUGCGAACAAAGUGCGGCUGUAUUACAUGCUACAUCCUGUGGAUGGAGGCUGCCCAGCCAAGAAGCUCAGAACAGACAAUGGCAGCGAUGAGGGCGACGUGGACAAGAAUAAGUGCUGCACAUUGUGUAACAUGUCCUUCACCUCAGCAGUGGUGGCACAGUCCCACUACCAGGGUAAAAUCCACGCCAAGAGGCUAAAACUGCUACUGGGAGAGCAGCCUGCCAUCAUAACCAAAGAGGCCUCCCCCAGUCCUGUAAAGAGCUCCCCAGAAAUGUCUCCCAUGGCCUCACCAAGACAGCGCCGCGACUCAGACCGCUACUGCCAGCUAUGCAACGCCUGGUUCAACAACCCCGGCAUGGCUCAGCAACAUUACGACGGCAAGAAGCACAAGAAGAACGCUGCCAGGGCAGAUCUGCUGGAGCAGCUCGGCAAAACCCUGGAUAUGGGAGAGAUGAAAGGUCUGAAGCGCAGCUACACGUGUGAAGUCUGCAGCGUCACGCUCAACUCGGUGGCUCAGUAUCACGCACACCUGCAGGGUUCAAAGCACCAAAACAAUCUGAAGAAUCAGAUAUGUGUCCAGUGAGCGCCGGACGACCAUUAAAACCAACUACUGGAUUGAUGUCAGACAAGCUGUGGUCAGCUUGCCCUGCUUUUUCUGCCUCUGCCCUGCUCCGCUCUCCUCAACAUCACAUCUCUUUCUCUCCCACUCUCUAUCUCUCCUGGCUAAGUCUGUUCGGCUGCCCUGAUGAGGAGGAACAUAAAGAGACUGGUUUGGAACGCUUCAGCUGGACGUCAGCUCUCUCUCCUAUCAGAAAAAAAACAAGUAGUUGGUUCACAUCAGCGGACACACGUUAAACCAUUCAGUCAUGUUCUGUGUUUUUCUUCUUUGUAUCCACUUACAGUCUAAAAACAUUUAAGUGGAUCUGAUACACAGCAGCCUUUCUAAAAAUGCAUGGACUUAACUCUUAAUUUCACAGGAACUUAUAACUACUGUAUGAUGAAUUAAGAAAUGAGAAUAUGGGGGUUUGUCUCCUCUUACUUGAAUGAAAGGUAAUAUAUUCAUUUAAAAUUGUGUGUUAUUAAUAAUAACUAUGUGUACAUUACAACUAUGGCUACAUUACUCUCUUUCCUCUCAAUGUAUGUAUGACAGGCAUAGUGUCACUUUGUGUUCUUUGCAUACAGUACAUCUUUGGAGUGGACCUAAAUCCCCUUGUGGCCUAACGUAGGUUGAAAGCAAUAAUAACACUGGCUGAUCUUUUACUGUGUUGUAAAGUUAUUAGACCGGGUGUCAAAGAAAAGAAAAGAAAAACAGUGUUUUGUAGGAUGUCAGCAUGUAUAUACAGAUACAAGUCAACCCAGGCUUCCUACCUCAAUGUUUUAUUUCUCUCUACUUUCUGGUCAAAGAUAAACUUCCUUAAUAGAGAAAUUGUAACUUUAAAGUCAUGGAGGGCUUUUUAACCAAUUUACAGCCACUUUUACAGAGCAGAUUAAAAACAAAUCCUCUCAACGAGUUAGUGGUUGAAAGAAUCUGUUUGCCUGACAUUUUGUCUACAUUUCAUUUGGAUUUUUGUUGGCGGUAAGAACAAAAGGUUGUUUAUACUUUUACAGAUUUUAAACAUCAGGCGCUGAAAACAUGUAAUAAUAUCCAUCUGGAAAGUUAAAUUCUUGGUGGUUUAAUUGGGCAGAAACUCUCAAAAUUAGUCCAAUUGUCCAUAUUUUCAAAGCAGAAUUGUAUCAUGAUUAGCAAAAAUCUGAAUUCCCACAAUAUAUUCCCACAUAUAAUAUUAUAAUAUAUAAUAUAUUGAUUUUAUUUUUAUUGUACACAAAUCCUGAUCAAAUGCACCAACCGAAGACGAAGGUUAUGUAAUUAAUGUAUCUGUAUGAGCAGAAUGACAGGGGUACAACAAUUCAUAAGUAGGCUCUUGAGCUCCUUAACUUGGUCAAAUUAGGCAAAAAUGGUGAAAUGCCUUUGCAGUAACUGGAAAAAUAACUUACUGAUGAGAGUAAUAUAUUUUCAUAUAGUGAAUAGUAGUUCCACCCUUUAUCAGAGGACAAUAAUAAUAAUUAAAAAAAAUAGUGCUGAAGUUUGCAUGAAAUACUGAAUUUCACCCCCUCUUUGGUUUUAAAGAAUCCUUCGGGUUUACUCCUUCUUUCUAUCUAUAUUGCAUUUUGCUUGCUUUAACCAUCUUUCACAAGAUGCAGAGAUCUGGGAAUAAAGUCAAAUCCUCAAACAGACAUUUAAUGAGACAGGAUGCAUUAUCUGCCAGAUGACUGGGCAGGUUUAAAAGUGAAACCCUUCAGCCUCUUCAGGUUUAUGUGGAAGCCAUAACAAACAUUACAUAAACUUUGUUUCUCCUAUUCCAGGUGCCCUGCAUAUGUCUGACCUCUCCAGGUCAUCAGAAAACAAUUAUAUAUUUAAUUAUCUUCAGGUAGGUAGACAUAAAAGAGCAGCACAUGGAGUGUAAGCUGUGGAAACUCAGUGGAUGCAGAACUGGUGCAGGCAGAUUUGAAGAAAAGAAAACAUUUACAGAAGCAGCCAGUGCAAAGAAAAAAAACUCCAUGAUCACAUAUAUGUAGAUGUAUAAGUAAGCAUCAGCAUAUAAGUGGGCACAGAUCACUUUUCUUUAGAGAGCGACAUCUUUCAUUGAGGCCCUGAAACUGACAGCAAUAUCUUGUUGACAGAAAGAAAAGUAAUAGAUUUACUUUAGUUGUCUGCGAGUAGUCUGGCAGCUCACUGUCAGUUCCAUGUUGUGGGACUAACAGACAAAAUAAUAAACUAUUCUAAUUAUCUCAGAGAGUCUGGUUUAUCAGGAAGUUGUCCAACAACAUGCCUGCAGGAUACAGGGUAAUGUAAUUUUGUGUUGUCCUAGUUACAGGUCGUCAGAGGUACAGUCGUGGUAGUAACUGGAUCUAUUCUAGAAAGCUGCACUGAAGCACUGGUGAUAAACAUGCUACCAGUGGCAGAAAAGGUGUGUCUGUGUUAAAAAAAAGAACAGUUACAACACUUUUUUCUAUAAAAUGGCAUUUGAGGUGCUUCACACUUUACUCGCCAACAAAAGACAUGAAAAAUCACCAAUAUCAUGCAUGUCUUUGGACUGUGGGAGGAAACCAGAGAACACAGAGAGAAAAGUCACACCCCAGCCAGCAAGCAGCUUCAAGCCCGGCUGUACACCUCCCUCAGGCUGCUCCAUCAGAUUAUGGCCAAACGAUCCAAACGAUCCAAACCCAAACUUAAACUUUCCAUUGCAAACCUUCCUCACAGACGUGGUUUUUGUCCUAAGCUUUAAUCCUUUUACAUAUGAUGAUCUCUACAUUCAUGUUGCCUCUGAUGUCCUUUCUCUUCGCUGCAAAGUCCACUCAGAUCACUUGAGGAGGACGUUCCUGCCACAGCCAACAGAGACGAUGCCCAAUGCUACAAAAACAAGUCACGAGUUGACGCAGACCAGAUAUAUUCUAGGUAUAAAGCAGUUUUAAUUCUCUUGGAAACAUUUUUAAGUUUAUCUUUUCCACAAGUUAUGAGAGGUUAUUUUGCUGUGUAAUUCAACAUAUUUAGAAAUAUACAAUUUCAGUUUGGACUUCAUCUCAGGGAGAUGUAAUUGGUUGUUUUUGUGAAAAUUAACACUGCUGUUGAGAACUGAACAUUCACAUGUGCUGGAUCCAUUCCAAUACAGAGCCUUGUAGAAAGUGUUGGUACUGUAGGAAGGACUGAACCUUAACUGUAAUGGCAAAUGUAUCUUGAUGU